AUGGAGUUGCGCUUGCACUCGCCAGCAGGAGCGGAACCGAUCGUGUACCAGUGGCCUCUUACCUCUGGAUCAGGCUCUGAUCGUCAUGAUGGAGCACUGGAUGUUAUCGAAACUAUGCGAUGGGUUUGCGAAGAUUUGCCAGAUUUAAAAUUACCCUUAGAAAACAAUAUCCUCUGUGACUAUGAUCCAAGAGACUACGAAAGUAUGAAAAGCUUGUGCGAUAGAUUUAAUAGAGCCAUCGAUAGUUUAGUACAAUUGGAAAAAGGCACCAGUCUGCCAUCCCAGAGACUAAAUAAGAGACCUAGUAGAGGAUUACUUCGUCAUAUACUUCAACAAACUUAUAAUCAAGCUGUGGUUGAACCAGACAAGUUAAAUCAAUACGAGCCUUUUUCACCUGAGGUCUAUGGCGAAACAAGUUAUGAGCUUGUAUGCCAGAUGAUUGAUCAGAUUGACGUAACAGAGGACGAUGUUUUCGUAGACCUAGGUUCUGGAGUUGGCCAAGUUGUUCUUCAGAUGGCAGCUGCAACUUUAUGUAAAAUUUGUAUCGGCGUAGAGAGAGCUGAUGUACCAUCAACAUAUGCACAGAGUAUGGAAAUAAAUUUUCGAAAAUGGUUAAAUUGGUAUGGGAAACGGUGCGGAGAAUAUCGUUUAAUAAAAGGAGACUUCUUAGCCGAUGAACAUAGGGAAAGUAUAACCGGAGCUACUAUAGUGUUCGUUAAUAAUUUUGCAUUUGGCCCAACGGUUGAUCAUCAGUUGAAGGAACGCUUCGCAGAUUUACGGGAUGGCGCACGUAUAGUGUCCUCAAAAUCGUUUUGUCCGCUAAAUUUCCGAAUAACGGACAGGAACUUGAGUGAUAUUGGAACGAUAAUGCAUGUUUCGGAGAUGUCACCAUUAAAAGGUUCCGUCUCUUGGACUGGUAAGCCAGUGUCGUAUUAUUUGCACGUAAUCGAUCGAACGAAAUUAGAACGUUAUUUCCACCGCUUAAAAAACAAUAAACAAGGUGGCUUAGAUGAAAACUCUGAUUCUGUGAUAAGCAACACUGCCAGCAAUAGUAGUAAGAUUUCUAAUAGGAAUGAAAGAGGUGACAGAGCCAAGAGAGAUCUUUCGAGACAAUUGGAUAGUCCGAAUCAUUCAGAGCAGCAAGGAACAAAUAGUGACUCCGAUCUAGACGACAGCACUAUUAAAAGUCGUCGACAGCCAAAUAAAAUACGGAGGAAAUUCAAUCGAAAAACUACGAAUGGUAUUACGAGAGCUCCAGCUAGAGGUAGACAAAGGGGAAGAGGCGUUAAGAGAGCCAAACCUAAGAAGGCAAUCAAUAUAUCUGGACUAGAUUUGUUACAUAGUCAGACUUUACUCAGUACGUCACCUCAAGCUCUUGGGAAAAAGCCUCCACCUGCUCCUGGUUGUGUAGACCAACAACUGUCUUCAUUGUCACUUUCAUUGCAAUCGCAUUCCACUUCAGUGCAUGAAGAACUCAGUAUACCACCCGCUCCGUCCGCGACUCCUUACGCUUUACAAAUACUUCUGGACUUGUAUAGGGACCAAUUUAUGCUUAUGUUAGAAUCGAUGAGAACUCCCACUUACAAGUUAUCUGUCAAUACGGAUAUUGCAAAAGAAAGGGAAAAGAACUCCAAGCUUCAGUCGAGAGCGGCGCAAUUGGAAAAACAAAUCAAAGUGUUGAUAGAUGAUAGUGUAGCUCUCUUGAAAGCAAGAAUGACUGAAUUAGGUAUCAAUGCUACAUCACCUGGGGAUUUGUUGGCGAAAGCCAAGGAAAUAGUUCUAAGACAUAAACAGCUACAGGCUAAAGCGAGCAAAUUACAAGCGCAAGUGGCAUCAAUGGAAACUGAACAAAACAGAUUAGUGGCGCUUAGACAUCAAGAAUUACAGGAAAAAUAUAAUGGUCAUGCAAAUGCAAAUGGCAUAAUAAGUUUACAUCAACCGCUCACCGAGGAUUACUUAUUAAAAGAAAUUUCCGCCACUCUUUCUCAGCGUAAACGAUUACAUUCUCAGGUUUCAAAGCUAGAGCAUGAAUUAAAUGUAUUGGAAAGAACAAGUAACGAGAAGCAAGCCGCUGCUAUUGCUCAGCAACAAAAAGACGCGAUUGGAAGUAAACAUUCGCAAAAUUUACAUCAUAGUAGUCAGCAACUAAGUAGUAAAAAUGGAGCAGCGCGUAAAAGUAGGGAAGGUCGUUCGAGAUCGCAGGAAUGGCCUGACGUUCCGGACAUAGGAAAGAUACAAGAGAAUAAUCCAGAAAUAUUAGCGCAAAAGAUUUUAGAAACGGGAAGACAGAUAGAAGCGGGUCGUAUACCAAGCAGACAAAGCAGCAAUAGUAAUUCCAGAACUAGACUGCCACAGGCUUCUCUCACUUUCUCCACAUCAUCUUGUAUAUUAGCCACACAAUCGCAGAUGGCCAAUACAGACAUAUCGAAUAGAAUUCAAGAGCCUCCUAGAGUCGCCAAUUUUGAGGAUAGACUGAAAAGUAUCAUCACAAGUGUAUUAAACGAAGAUCAACAAAACAGGAACAAGCAACAACAGAUGCAAUUGCAAGUGCAAUUGCAAAGUCAGUCCGAAUCCGAGAGAAAGCGUGUUCCGUUACCACAGAAUGUUUCUACUCCGGAUUAUACUCAAGUUUCACCUGCAAAGCUAGCAUUGCGCCGUCAUCUCUCGCAAGAACGUCUCUCAUCGACUCAUUUGACCCCGUCUGAUAGGUCGACAAUCGAUCCUAGGCAACCAUCGAAUUAUGACAAUCGGCUUGUAGCGAGUGGAAGUGGAUUACUCGGUACAAGGACGAUUGGUGAUCUCGUCAGUGGAGAAAUAGAAAGAACUCUGGAGAUAUCCAAUCAGUCAAUAAUAAAUGCCACCGUUGACAUGAGCGCAAUCAUGAGACCCGAAACUGUAUACUCUCCCAUUAGUAGGCCAGCAAGUGCCGAAGGAGAUGCUGGAUUGUCAACGUUGGCGCAUGUAGCUAGCUACGUGCCUACCUCUUCGGGAACUUCUACCUCCACACCCACGACUAGUUCGAGAUCAUCUGUAGUUUUCACUCCGGUAACGCAACCACAAAGAUAUACACCGGUUCAAUUGCCGCGAGCAGAUAUUAAGCCCUAUCACGAGUCUUACUUUUCGGAUAAUCCAUCUCAGUCGCUCAUACAAUCACAUUUGGCAGCGUCACCUUUACAUUCGUCUCAGAACACAUCGAAUGGAGAAUUGUUACCUGUAGAAGGGCUCGCAGCAUCGUUGCACGCUCGAAUAUUAAAUCACAAUGGUAGCGGCAAAACCGAAUUGACUCUUUCCGGCAGUAGAAGAUAUCAGCCAUAUCCGCGAUACCCAACAAGCAGUAAUAAUAAUGGAAACGCACCGAUGAUAAAUAAUACGAUAAAUGCAGCUUGUCAAUCACAACCAUUGAUAUCAAUAAAAACGGAAGCGAUUGUAUCAUCGGUAAGCACAAGCGGAGCACCUCUAAGUCCUCUUGUGGAACCACAUUCUAAUACUUCGACGCCACUAGUCGAUGAACCCCAAAUGACAACGCAAAGACAACGAAAUGCCGUUGGAGAUGACGAUGGAGAAGCUGAUUGGCAAGAUCGUAUCAGCUCAGGAUUUGAUCGUUUGGUCGCGUUUGCUUCCACAGAAUUGGAUAAACGUAGACGAUCGACAGAAGGAGUAAAUACAAGUCCCGAUAGUGGAUUAGGUUCGGAUAGCGUCGUAACAGGGCCACCACCUGUAGUACCUUCUCCUGACGAAGCGAUUGGACCGCCGAGAACACCUUCUCCGACAAGCCCCCGUCCUGCAAAUUCAUCUAGUAGUAAUCCUUUGAAUGCAACAUCUUCCUCAGUACCUUUGAAAUACCAACGACAACUAGAUCCUGAACGACAUCACUUUAAGAAGAAGUUUUUUCAUCGUGAUUGGAAUAAUUCUGCGAGUACCAGCAAGUUUCGUCCUAAAGGCAAAGAUUGGGAUUGGAACCAUUCCGGGCAAUGGCCUUCGAAUGACGAACAAUCCUAAUUUUACCUACAUUGUACGAAAGAUAAUUUUUAUACAUUAAUGAUGAGAAAUUUUGCUUUUUCUUUCGAGGUGAGGGAAAUAAAA
Messenger RNA from Cyphomyrmex costatus, 4083 nucleotides. It is a transcript of the gene gpp, whose product is annotated as DOT1 like histone lysine methyltransferase grappa. The transcript has 11 exons. The coding region runs from base 1 to 3999 and encodes 1332 amino acids. Gene Ontology annotation, biological process: regulation of transcription regulatory region DNA binding; DNA repair; DNA damage checkpoint signaling. Gene Ontology annotation, cellular component: nucleus. Lineage: Eukaryota; Metazoa; Arthropoda; Insecta; Hymenoptera; Formicidae. Gene Ontology annotation, molecular function: histone H3K79 methyltransferase activity. The record is from RefSeq and is a predicted model, not a curated record.